Messenger RNA from Striga hermonthica, 537 nucleotides. The record is from the annotation of a GenBank genome assembly. NCBI's taxonomy places the organism in Eukaryota, Viridiplantae, Streptophyta, Magnoliopsida, Lamiales, Orobanchaceae.
AUGUCUUUCAAUGCACUUGAGCUUGAUAGCUUUCGGCUCUUUACCGAAGCGCUCGGUCAAUUUAGGUCGAGGUGGAAGCCUCCUAGUUCAUAUGAGAUGAGAGAGCCAUUGUUGAAGAAAGCGGUUGAGAGAACAAAACUCAAGGUGAAGCCUCAUGAAGAUGAAUGGAAGAAGAGUGGUUGCUCGAUUAUGACGGAUGCUUGGAGUGAUAGAAAGAGAAGAAGCAUCAUGAAUUUGUGUGUGAAUUCUAAAAUUGGAACGAUAUUUCUAUCUUCCAAGGAAUCUUCCGAUAUAUCUCACACAAGUGAAAUGAUUUUUGAGUAUGUGGAUCAAUGCAUUGAGCAAGUUGGGCCUGAGAAUGUUGUUCAAGUUGUGACGGACAAUGCUUCAAAUAAUAUGGGACCGGCGAAGUUAUUGCGCACAAAGAGACCAACUAUCUUUUGGACUUCAUGUGCCGCACACACCAUCAAUCUUAUCUUGAGGGCAUUCGAAAACUACCCCGGUUCACCAAAACCAUUGAACAAGCAAAGGCAUUGA